CCCAUAGUGUUGUGCUGUGCUAUUGCAAAAGAUUUUCAUAACUGCUCAGAUCAGACUAUUCAUUUUGGGGUUUUCGCGGUUCUUCUAACUCCCCCGGCAGGAGUUUGCAAGGAAGUAGGUGGAAGAUAUCCACUCAUCACGUGCGUUUGUUGCCUUUUCAAUCGUAUCGCUGCCCGUCGGCAGCAUAAACGCUCAUAAUCAUAACACUACGGCCGAGGGGGGGGGUUUCUUUUUUUUUUUGGCUGUCCGAAACCUAGACACCGAUCGACAAGAUGUUGACGGCAGAAGAAGUGAGAAGAAAGACAACAAAACAUAAACCAAGGGCCAAAAUCUACUUCACCAGACAGAUAUGUUCGUGAUAAAUCAUCAAAACGCGACCAACGGGCGCGCUCGGUAAUCGUUGGUGAUAUAUACCGCUGGGGCUUUUGCUUUCCUACGAACCGCCUAGCAAAUGAACGCGAACGCUUUUCACAUGUGCAAACGGGGCGAGAGAAAUUGAUGCGAAGCGCCGUUACCCACCGGGAGGGAAAUAAAGAUAAAUAAAAUAAUACUACGAAUUAUAAAUAGGUAGGUGGAGCUGUUCUAUGCGCUUUUGUGGGGCUAUUUCCUUUCCACCUUGUCAAAAUUGUCGUUGUUUUUUUUGUUCUUGCUUUCCUAGCCGAUAGUUCAAUUCAAACCAUGAAGAAUAUAUGCUUUAUCAAGCCGCCAGCAUAACGCAUAUGAAGACUGUGGCAAAUUGGCGGUAUUGAUUGAGCGACCCAUAAAACAAGGGAGGAAAUAAAAUAGGAGAAAAUGAAGGUUUUGUUGCCAAUUUGCCAAUUUUCUAAUCAACCGAACGAAAGGCCACAUCAAAGAGUUGGAAGGUAAGUAAAGGAUCUUUCUUUGUGGCCCAAGAACGGUUGCAGUUAAUUUUAAAAUGUUCGUUUUUUUGUAACGUGUUACUGUUAAGAUUAAAUAAAUUCUCUACCCAAAAACCAUGUGCAAUAUUUCACAACUCAGCCCCGGUCAUGGCGAUUUGUUACCUUACCUUAGAUGGGAUAAAUUAUUUCAAUCAAGCUGCGAAACAUUAAUCGAAACAUGUGCAAAAUGCAUCAAAGCAAAAGGAACAAGAAAAAGAAAAAAACUUACCCACAAAAACACAUUAGCGGAAGUCUUGGUACAUAAAUUUGCAAUCGAUAUACUAUUCCAUCAAACGACACAGCAGCUUGAGGCAAUAAAAGGCACACUUUAUGUGCGCAAUCUUUGUGCCGGAACAAUACCGUGGAUGAUUAAACAUUUAUCGUACAAACAUUUGGCCGAAUGUUGCGUUGGGUUUGAAGAAUGUACUUUAUUUAUGAUCCUGGUUUUCCGUGAUGGUAGUAGGCCAUGAUAUCGUAUUGUUUUUCCGCAAAGGGAAGAUAACUGGUUAGUAGGUAAUACGCUAAUGGUGCCGGGAUAGGGUGUGACGUUUUGUUUUGCCGAAAGCUCAAACCAAUCCACGAAGAUCCUGGUGUACGUCGAAGAGGAAAACAACAACCAACGUUCACGGUUUUUAUCUGUUGGGUUUUUUUUAGGGUUGAAGGAUUUACAUUCGAACACAAUGAUGAAGAUAGUGAUUUUGAUGAUGCACAUUAUUGGCAUCACUUUGGCACAGUAUCAGUGGACCAUUUUCGAGCAGGAGCAUGUGAAUCUUUGCCAAGACAGUUACAGCUGUGGUGGACGUGUGCAUACGAUGUGUUACAAGCCAAACGAAACACAUCCAAGAUGUGAAAAGUUUGCACCAAUCCGUCUGGGACAGGAUAGCAUCAAGAGCUUCAUGAUGGGACACAAUGGAUUGAGGAAUAAGGUCGCAACGGAUCCUCGACAACCUGCUACGAAUAUGCAAUUUCUGGUAGGAACGGAAUGGAAGGAUCAGGAUUGCUUUAUGUUAUUGACAACCUUCCACACGCUUUUCCAGCACUGGGACAAGGACCUUCAAUCCAUGGCGGAACGUUGGGUGCGUCAGUGCAUCAUCGGCUAUGAUGAGUGUGAUUUCAUCGGUAACCCCUCCUAUCCGGUCGGGCAGAAUGUUUUCUUUCAUCCCAAACCGAUACUGAGGCACUGGGAAGCGCUCGCCCUGAGCACGUGGUUUAACGAAAAGGACAAGCUGGGCAACAACCUGUCCAUCGGUAGCCUGCCGUCUGUCGGGGUGUCAAACUACACGCAACUCAUCUGGGCCCGGACUCAGUUUGUGGGUUGUGGUGCCGCGAACAUGUACGGUGGACAUCUGAUCGUCUGCUACUACCAUCCCAAGGGCAACAUAAUCGGACAGCCCAUAUACACGGUUGGUCGUAGUGCGUGCACCGGCUGCCCACAGGAGCGUGCAUCCUGUUCGCAUGUGUUUCGUGGUCUCUGUGGAAUUGAUGAUAAACAUUCCGCUGGACAGAGAACAACACUUUCAGUGAGGAUGACGAUGUUGGUACUAAUAACGUUCGUGAAUAAUUUUGCAUUGAAACCCAACUUAAUUUUGCAUUGGUAAGUGUAUGGAGAGUAGAAUGGAUAUUACAGAAGCUCAACUCAAUAACGCUGGAGACCAAACCAAACAAAGUCAAACCUCAAACCCCAACACACUCACACGAGCGCACGCGAAUAAAAAGGGGAAC
Molecule: messenger RNA, 2621 nt
Organism: Anopheles funestus (African malaria mosquito)
Lineage: Eukaryota; Metazoa; Arthropoda; Insecta; Diptera; Culicidae
Product: venom allergen 5-like
Exons: 5
Coding region: 1580-2497 (305 amino acids)
Source: RefSeq, a predicted model, not a curated record